AUGUGCCGGCGGUGCUCCGCGUGCUGCUGCACUGGGCGGGCGGGCGGGGCCGCCCCCGCCCGGCGAUGCACAUACACGCUCGUGUUGGAGGCGACCCACGCGCGUUGGGAGGCUCCCCUGCAUAUAGGGCUGCGCGGGCGCACAAAACCCUCGGGAGAGGGCGGUUUUUGUCGGACUCCCCAUCGUUGGGACGGACGAUUCGAUACCGAUUUAAGGCUGGUACCGCACAUAUAA
This is a messenger RNA of Heterobasidion irregulare TC 32-1, 234 nucleotides long. RefSeq lists its product as uncharacterized. The record is from RefSeq and is a predicted model, not a curated record. The coding region runs from base 1 to 234 and encodes 77 amino acids. The transcript has a single exon. Lineage: Eukaryota; Fungi; Basidiomycota; Agaricomycetes; Russulales; Bondarzewiaceae.